CCCACAGACCGAGGGACAGAACGAGAGACAACCUCUGGCCCCCCGGCAGCUGGCCAGCUUUGCAGCCCACCCCGUCUUGAGCCCCCAACUACCCUCCCCUGCCCCAUCCCCUUCCCAAUUGAAGGAGCGGAAAGAGAAGAGAGAAGAGUGAGCAGAGAGAUUGAGAGAGAUUGAGAGAGAGAGAUAGACGGAGAUCUCUGGAGCAGACCUCAAGCACCCUCAGCUGCGUUAAGGUGCCAGCAGUCCUCAUCAGAACCCAGCAAGUACUUCAUCUUCAGUCACCCACAGAGUCAUCGCUGUUUGACCCCGCCCCGGGAGAAGCUCAUCGUGGAUGUUGCUCUCACAUUGUGUUACACAGCCCUGCCCAAACCGGGAGCCCGGCUUCCCUGACGUGUUACUGCUUUCCCAUUGGUCCAGCGGUCAGAUUCGCCUAAAGGAAAGCUGUCGUCGCUCCCAGGGCUGGGAAGACAGCCAGGUGACCUCCAUUUCUACCUGGUUCUCGUCUGGGGGGGCCCUGGCCGGGCAGCCCCCCCACAUUUCUCCUGCCCUGAAACACGGCUCUAGCCAACCUGCUCCGCUGCUUCACCUGCGACCGUCUGUGUGGGGGCUGCACGGCGCCAGCCCCUCCGGCCCGCCAGGGCAUCGUCCUGCAGCCCGUCAUGCCCAGCUGUGACCCUGGCCCAGCCCCUGCCUGCCUCCCCACCAAAACCUUCCGCAGCUACCUGCCCCGCUGCCACCGUACUUACAGCUGUGUCCACUGCCGUGCACAUCUGGCCAAACACGAUGAGCUUAUUUCCAAGUCCUUCCAAGGGAGCCACGGCCGAGCCUACCUGUUUAACUCCGUGGUCAACGUGGGUUGUGGGCCAGCCGAACAGCGCCUCCUGCUCACGGGGCUCCACUCGGUAGCUGACAUCUUCUGCGAGAGCUGCAAAACCACACUGGGUUGGAAAUAUGAACAAGCUUUUGAGACGAGCCAGAAGUACAAGGAAGGGAAGUACAUCAUUGAAAUGUCACACAUGGUGAAAGACAACGGCUGGGACUGA
Molecule: messenger RNA, 1043 nt
Organism: Lepus europaeus (European hare)
Lineage: Eukaryota; Metazoa; Chordata; Mammalia; Lagomorpha; Leporidae
Gene: YPEL4
Product: yippee like 4
Exons: 7
Coding region: 660-1043 (127 amino acids)
Source: RefSeq, a predicted model, not a curated record